CAGUUACAGGCGCCCGAGAAAGGGAUCUAUGAACGCGUGAGCUCACGCGUAAACUGCAAUUUAGAAACCCUCUCGAUAAAAACCAGAUAACGACGCGUAGUUUCUUGUCUGAAUCCCAAAUCCCAAAUCCGGACAAGAAAUAUCAAACUCUCUCAGUAGUUGAAGAAGCUUCCAUGUCGAACCCACUCGCGGCUUCCGGUAACGGCGAUGAAAGCUCCGGCAGCGAUAAGGAUUUGUCCGUUGCCAAGACUGCAGGGUUCGUGGUGUUCUCGGGCAUUGCAGUGAGCAUUCUUAAAACCCUAAACCCUUUCAGUAAAGACAGAAAUCAAACUACUCCGUUAGUCAGUGAGUCGACUCGGCCGAUUCCAGAUAUCUCAUCUCCGCUUCCUCCAGAGCCUAUCAUCGCCAAGAAAUCGAGUAACUGUUUGGAGCCAAAUGCGGGAGCGUCGUCUGGGAGGACAGUAGAGAUUGUGAAAGGAGAUACGCUUUGGGGUCUGUCGAGAAAAUACGAGGUUUCGAUUGAUGCAAUCAAGGAAGCUAAUGGACUUACAGGGGACACCAUUUAUGCCGGAAAGAAGCUCAUAAUUCCAUUUCCGUAAGUGAUGGAUGAAGAAAGUGGGAUGUAAUUUUGGUGUAUGACAAUGUCUCCUUAAUCUUAAGCAUUUUCAGGUUAAUUCUUCAUUUCUGGUUUUCAAAUUUCACUUUGCUUCAACCAUUGUAUAUAUUUCACGAAUAAAAUUUA
This is a messenger RNA of Carica papaya (papaya), 742 nucleotides long. RefSeq lists its product as uncharacterized. The record is from RefSeq and is a predicted model, not a curated record. Lineage: Eukaryota; Viridiplantae; Streptophyta; Magnoliopsida; Brassicales; Caricaceae.